CUCUCCUCCCAAACCUUCCUUGAAAACAGAUCGCGGUGCAUUCCUUUCCCGAUCAUCUUUGCAUGCCGCCAAUUCCCUCUGCCGCCGGCGCAUGCUUUCACUUAUUUGAAGCGCUUUCUCUAUGAACCGGCUUACCACCAACGAUGCCCUUCCUUUUCUCGUAUGUGUGCGACCUCCUGCAGGCGUUAGACGACAACGAGCGCACCAGAUCUGGGUUGAAGACUACCACUACCGCCAAGAUCGUCGAGGAUUGGUUCACAAAACACCGCUCGCUUAUCAACCGCGACGACCACAACGAUACUGCACUCCUUUCCACUCUGUUUCCUGAAAAGAGGACCGACAGGGUCUUUAGGUAUGGCCCACCGAGAUUGGAACGCACCAUUGGAAGGGGGCUGGUACUGGGAGUGACCCGAAAGGUGGAACUUGGGAGACAUGCGGAUGCUAGAUGGGGAAUGGAUCUCGCCGAAUGUGUUGAGCGUAUUCUGAGGGACACGCCCAACCCUGAUCCCAUCAGACCAGUCACUAUCGAGGAAAUCGACAACCUUCUUCAUGACAUCGCUUCGCAUUGCCACUUUAGCUCCCCUGCAGUGCGCAGCUCACCUCCCAGUUCUACUCCCGUAAGCAGAGAGAAGGCACUUGGAGAUAUCUAUACGAUAUUCUCCCCUCGAGAUGCCAAGUGGUUCACGCGGCUUUUCUUGAAAAAUUACCAGCCCGUCAUUCUCGAUCAACAACUCGUAUAUCGCAACUAUCACCCUCGGUUACCCUUAAUACUAAAAGUGCGGGAUGACUUUGUGGAUGCUGGCCGCAUACUGGCGAGCCACAGACACGAACGAACUGUUACUGGGAGGGACGAGUUUGCCAAAUACCUGAAACCCAGGUUGGGUGUCAAAGUUGGCCGCCAACCAUGGAUCAAGGGAAGAAGUAUUAGGCAAUGCUUGCAGAUGGGCUACGGUAGGAUGAGCUGCGAAGAGAAGUAUGACGGCGAGUAUUGCCAGGUUCAUAUCGACCUCAGUAAGGGCUACGACUGUAUACAAAUAUUAUCCAAAAGUGGAAAGGACAGCACAAAUGACCGAAGAGCUCUACACGAUUCUAUCCGGAAAUCACUUAACCUAAACAAGCCGUCAUGCCCUUUCAAGAAAGGUUGCAUCUUGGAAGGAGAGCUACUAGUAUAUAGCGACAAGGAAGAAAAGAUAUUGGACUUUUACAAAAUCCGAAAGCACGUCUCCAGGUCUGGUGCGUUCCUUAGCACGGAACAGGACUCACAACGAAACCCCUGGGAACAUCUGAUGAUUGUCUACUAUGAUAUUCUCAUGGUUGAUGACGAGUCGCUUUUGGCUGUCAAACACUCGGAGAGGAUCCAACGUCUGCGAGAGAUAGUGACAGAGGUCAAAGGACGCUCGAUGUUAAUCAAGCGGCAAAUCAUUGACUGCAGUCGACCAUCUGCAGAAUCAGACCUACGCCGUGCGUUUGCAACGUGUAUUACCAACCGUGGAGAAGGUUUGGUACUCAAACCCGACACCACGUACUUCAACUUUGGUACGUCAUGGGGAAACUCUGGCAGCAUUGCGAUCAAGCUCAAGAAGGAGUAUAUCCGACAGUUUGGGGAUGUCGGCGACUUUGCUGUCGUCGGGGCUCGCUAUGAUCCGACAAAAGCUAAGUCGUACGGCGUUCCAAACAUCAAGUGGACGCACUUUUACAUUGCGUGUCUGGGCAACAAGGAAGAGGUGGUGCGCUUCGGAGAAGUGCCGAAGUUUGUUAUCACCAAUGUGGUCGAACUUAACGAAACGCAAAUGCGUGCGUUUAUGCCGGCCAUCCAACCGGUCGCCGUGGAACCGAAAGACAAUAAGGCAUUUUCGUUGAGGAUCGAGGAAGGGGUCGACGGCAGAAAAACACCGACAACAAUCUUUGCUGUGCCCCCUGUCUUCGACAUCAGGUGUUUCUCUUUCGAUAGACCGGGCAAUACCGGGUUCUGGACUCCGAGAUUCCCAAUGGUGAACAAGAUACAUUGCGACAGAACUUAUUUUGACGUUCUCUCCUUCUCUGAGUUGCAAGAAAUGGCAAUUCAAGAGACAACAAGGCCUGAGGAGAAAGAAAGCCAGGAGUUGUUGGAGUGGAUAGGACGUCUGGAACAGGCUAAUCCCAAGACAAGAGGCGUCGAAAUCCAAAGCCAAACCACCGUCUCGACAAGCCAAGCGCCGUCGACACCGAACAGAUCGUCAUGCCCGGACCCUCCACCACCUUCGUCUCCGUCCUCCUCCCUCAGAUGUCGCUCAGUUGGCAGGGACUCUUUCACAACCUCGACUUCGGUGGCCAUCGCUAUCAGAUCACCAACAAAGGCCAAAGACCAACCUCGUCUUCUGCCCACAGUGGUUGAAUCUCCACAGAGCUCAACCGUCGAACUUCAAACGAUGGCUAGAGGGGAAAAGCGACCUCACAGUUCCUCCACCAACCUAGAAGAUGACUGUAGCAAGCUGAGAAAACACAACGACCCAGAAGGCCAGAAUGACGUUUCCGCAUCCCGCAGAGAGAGCAUAGCCUCAUCAGUUGUUCAACGAGAGCCUCUCACGGCCGUCAAGACUACCUCACCACGACGCAACGCCAACCCUCGCUCGGCCGCUCCUCCUCGACUCAUGGGCGCAAACUCCAUGUACCAGCCCACUACCCUGGAUAUGGGGCAUCGCCGAAGCACGUCUACCAGGGGACGGGUUUCUCUUCCUCACUCGAUGUCACUGGGCACUGGUACUAGUGACUUCACCUUCACUGUGCCCCCAUCCACAGCCCAACCUCUCAUCGGCUCUUCCCCCACCGCACUUGGAUCACUGGCAGGAAUUUGCAAGUGCCGCUACCUCGGCGAUGCGUGCACAGUCGCCAAUAUCUCCUUCAUGCUCUCCCCCUGCAUUGCCGGCUACCUCUGGGUAACAGAGGACCUGCUCGGGUACCACGGGAUAACCGAAUUCGCGCGCGAUCCCAAGGAGUGGGCAGCAGCAGAGCAACUUACUCCCCCUACAGGCACGCCAGCAUCAACCACCACCACAGACGCCAUUAUGGUCAACAGCUCAGCACCAACACCCACCCCCUCUUGCACUCCCAGUGGAACUAAGCGCAAAAAGAAGAUCAUACUCGUCGACCCCAAAAGAAAGGAGGCAAACAAGGUAUUUCUCCAAAGCGUUAGGGACGCGGGCCUACGCCAUCGAAAUGGCGAGCCGAGACAUAUUUCGGUGUAUGAUUGGAGGGUUUUAGAGGAGUUGAAGGAGGAGGAAGAGAGGUGCAGGAAGAGUGGGGAGUGGGAUAGGAUCAAGUUUGAUAUUAGGAGGAGCGGGAGUAUUUGGAGGAAGUAUUGGGUUGGGUUGACUUGAGCUUGGGAGGGGGGAAGGCAUUGUGUUGUGGGAUAUCCAGAGGGCUAGGUGUUGUUUUACUGAUGAUAUUAUUUCUGGGGAACAGGCCACAUUGAUACCUGGUGAGAAGUUUGAUAUCCGCAUUUCAUGUCGUUCGAUUAUGGAUGGGGUUUUGAGACGCAUUCGCCUGGAUUGGAACUUUUUAUCAACUCAUAUACGACGGAUAGUUCUGGUCACUGGAAAUUUUAAAGUUCCAGUCUCAUCUAUAGCAUAUUCAUACCAACCCAAACUAUCACUCCUUGUUCUCAUCCUCAUACAACUUCAGAUAGCUCGCCUGCAGCCUAAAUUCACACAAAACUGUUAGCAACACA
Messenger RNA from Neurospora tetraspora, 3706 nucleotides. RefSeq lists its product as uncharacterized. Bases 144 to 3356 code for a protein of 1070 amino acids. The record is from RefSeq and is a predicted model, not a curated record. Lineage: Eukaryota; Fungi; Ascomycota; Sordariomycetes; Sordariales; Sordariaceae. Gene Ontology annotation, molecular function: DNA ligase (ATP) activity; ATP binding; DNA binding. Gene Ontology annotation, biological process: nucleotide-excision repair, DNA gap filling; double-strand break repair via nonhomologous end joining; DNA recombination. The transcript is spliced from 5 exons. Gene Ontology annotation, cellular component: DNA ligase IV complex.